AAAAUAGUUAAGCAUGGCGACGGAGGAUUCUGCCCCCGUCCGCGUCGUCUCCCGCCGCAUGGUGCGGCCGUCUUCGAGCGGCGUGGCGACGUGCUCAGCCGAGCCUGCGGCCGAGACGGUGCACCUUGCGCCGUGGGACCUCCAGAUGCUGACCGUGGACUACAUCCAGAAGGGCAUCCUCCUGCCUAAGCCCCCCGCCGGAGACGGCGGCGAGCGCCUCGUCGGGCGCCUUGCGUCGUCCUUCGCCCGCGCUCUAGGACGCUUCUACCCCUUCGCCGGCCGCCUCGCAGCCGAGGAGCAGCUGGAGGACGGCGGCGUCACCGUCUCUCUGCACUGCACCAGCGAGGGCGCAGAGUUCGUCCACGCGGUGGCGCCCGGCGUCACGGUGGCCGAUGUCGCGGCGUCGCUGUACAUCCCCCGUGUGGUCUGGCCUUUUUUCCCACUCGACGGGUUGGUCGGCGCGGAUGCCGUGGCCGACUCGCGCCCCGUCCUUGCCGCGCAGGUCACCGAGCUCGCCGACGGCGUGUUUGUCGCCAUGUCGCUCAGCCACGCCGUUGCCGAUGGGACUGCCUUCUGGCACCUCUUCAACACCUGGUCCGAGAUGAGCCGGAGUGGCGGCACCGACGCCGAGAUGCUCACGCCGCCGCCGGUGCUCGUGCGCUGGUUCCCCGAUGCCUGCCCUGUACCGGUCCCUCUGCCGUUCGCCAAGCUGGAGCAUAUGAUCCGGCGGUUCGAUUGCCCGCCGGUGGAGGAGUGCUUCUUCCAUUUCUCCGCGGAGAGCAUCAAGAAGCUGAAGGCCAGAGCGAACGCCGAGGUGGCCAGCGCCGGCGUCGGCUCGGCGACCUCCACAGCCACCCUCUCGUCCCUCCAGUCCCUGCUCGCACACGUCUGGCGCUCAGUGUCUCGCGCCCGGCGCCUGUCACCGGUGGAAGAGACGACGUACACCGUGCUCGUCGGGUGCCGCGGCCGUGUCAAGCGCGUACCACAAACGUACGCAGGGAACGCCGUGGUGCGCGCCACGGCGAGGUCCACGGCCGGCGAGAUCCUGGACAGGGGACUGGGGUGGACGGCGCGGCUGCUGAACAGCGCCAUCGCGUCGCUCGACGAGGCAGCGCUGGUGGGCUCGCUAACUUCGUGGCACCAGGACCCGAGGUUCGCGUACCAGGCGGGGUUCUGGAACCCGGCGAUGGUGGUGACCGGGAACUCGCCGCGGUUUGACGCGUACGGAAACGACUUCGGGUGGGGACCGCCGGUGGCCGUGCGGAGCGGUGGUGCGAACAAGGUGGACGGGCGGGUGACGGUGUACGAGGGCCGCGGGGGCGGUGGGAGCAUGGGGCUGGAGGUGUGCCUCGCGCCGGAGGCGCUCGCGCGGCUAGCUGCAGACGAUGAGUUCAUCUAUCAGGACUGACGUAGUACAAUAGUUCUCCCAGUUUGUGCGCCUACGUCCAUUUCAACAAGGGCUUAUUUGCUUGACUGGAUUUCUAAAUCAUGGAAUGCCCUUGGAAAAUUCUCAUGAGGUUUGACCUAAUGCUAGUGCCCGUGGUGAUCUUCAAAUCUUAAUGUAAUUUUUGUUAUGUUAUUAAGGGUUAAUUAGGUUUGAA
Molecule: messenger RNA, 1601 nt
Organism: Triticum dicoccoides
Lineage: Eukaryota; Viridiplantae; Streptophyta; Magnoliopsida; Poales; Poaceae
Exons: 1
Coding region: 14-1408 (464 amino acids)
Source: RefSeq, a predicted model, not a curated record